Drosophila bipectinata is the source of this 2234-nucleotide messenger RNA. It is a transcript of the gene Ku80, whose product is annotated as Ku80. The record is from RefSeq and is a predicted model, not a curated record. Gene Ontology annotation, cellular component: Ku70:Ku80 complex; nucleus. NCBI's taxonomy places the organism in Eukaryota, Metazoa, Arthropoda, Insecta, Diptera, Drosophilidae. Gene Ontology annotation, biological process: double-strand break repair via nonhomologous end joining; telomere maintenance; DNA recombination. Gene Ontology annotation, molecular function: telomeric repeat DNA binding; double-stranded DNA binding; damaged DNA binding.
UGUGAAAUAUCUGCUCCGGCUUAUUUUGAAUUGUAGUUUUUCGUAAAUAAUCGCAAUCUAUGGCGUCUAAUAAGGAGUGCCUAAUCAUCGUGCUGGAUAUCCGACUCAGCGCUGCCGAGGAUGUUAAGCUGAAAUCCGUCAAAUGUGUCGCAGAGAUUCUGAAGGAUAAAAUCGUCUGCGACCGCAAGGACCACGUGUCCUUUGUCCUGGUGGGAUGUGACCGCACCGAAAACUCUUUAAAUGCUCCCAACAUAGUGGAGUUCGGGGACCCGCAACUUUGCAACUGGGACCUUUUGUUGAAGCUCUUUAAAUUCGUAAACGAAACCGCAUCUGAAGAGGGUGAGUGGCUUGAAGGAUUAAACGUCGCACUGGCUCUGCAGGAGAAGGGUUUGGCGUUGAAGCCUCAGAGGCAAAGGAUACUCCUGCUGUUCGACUUCAAUAAUAUGCCGCAGGACUACAAUAAGUUCAACACCAUCACGGACAACCUGCUCGAAGCAGGCAUUGAACUCAUUGUGGGCUCCCACAACGUAUCCUAUAUCGAUAAUGCCGAGACCGGAACGCCGCAGUCCAUUUUCAACUUUUCCCGAAAGUGUGGACCCCACGAGCUGGAAAAUCAGAAGUACGCCCUUAACCUGGUGCCACGCUGCAACGCAACCCUGUGCAGCUUCAAGGAGGCAUUACGAUCCGUAUUCAAAAUAACCAAUCGGCGACCCUGGGUGUGGAACGCCAAGCUGCACAUUGGCAGCACGAUCAGCAUUCAGUUGCAGGGCAUGAUUGCCAUGAAGAACCAAACACCGGUUAAACUGGAGAAAGUCUGGGCUGCGGAUAAUGAGGUGGUAACUCGCGAAACCCGGUACUUUCUGAAGGGCACCGAAGUGAAGCCGCUACCAGAGGACCUGGUGGCUGGAUAUAUGCUUGGCGGCACACCGGUGCCGUACGACGAUGCCUUGCUGGAGGCGAAGGUACCGCAUCCGCCGGGACUUCACUUUUUCGGGUUCAUCAAGCGCGACUCUGUUCCAGACGAGUAUUUUUGCGGUGACUCGCUGUACCUGCUGGUACACCAAAAGGAAAACACCACCUCCGCCAAGAAACUUGAUGCCCUGGUGCGUGCUCUGGUUGCCUCCGAUCGUGCCAUUCUCUGCUGGAAGAUUUAUAGUAAAGAGCUUAAUACGCCGCGAAUGGUGGUACUGCUGCCUCGGUUGGCGGAUGAUGUGAACCCGGCCUCGCUAUUUAUGCUAGAAGUAUCUUACUCGGGCCAGCACCACUUCUGGGAUUUUCCCGCUUUGCGAACCACCAAGACAGAGUGCAGCGAAGAUCAGUUACAAGCAAUCGAUCGUUUGAUCGACAGCUCCGAUCUAGAGUGCUCGCUGCGGGACAACCAACAACCAAGGCCCUGGCCUCAGAACGAUCUGCUACCAUUCGACGGACUGCCCAGUAUUUUUGAACAGAACUUGAUGGACGUGCUACUGCACCGGGUGCUCCGGAAGAACCAGGACGAAAACGAAGAGCAGUUCCAGAAACUGUUGAAAGAUAAGAGUUUCGCUGAAGUGUUCUGGUCCGUGCCAGAGCCUCUCGAAGAGAAGUCCAAGCAGGCAGCUGCCAACGUAAAACACCUCUUUCCACUCCGCUACAGUCGUGCCUGGCUGGAGAAGCUAAAAGCCAAGGAACAGGAGGAGGAAUCCAAAUUUGUGAAGCCAGAGCCUGUUGAAAAGAAUAUUACGAUGCCUGAAGAGUUGGUGGGUCUAUCCAAUCCUGCCGCAGACUUUAAACGCAUUCUGGAAAUCGUUCGAUCCCAUACCAACGCCACCGAGAAGGAUGCCCGUUUUCAAGCCCUUUCAGCCCAAAUGCGCGUGGUCAUCAUCGCCCUGUUGGAACGAAAGAACCUGAACUUAGAACUCUUGGCCGAAUUAAUCGGCCUCUACAGACAGAGCUGUUUAGAGUUUAACGCUUUUGUGGAAUACGAAAAGUUCGCCGAGGACAUCAAGAAGACGACACUUACAAAGCACCUCAAAGAUUUUUGGGAGAAUGUCAUGGUAGAAAAGCAGUUGGGUCCUCUGGUUCUGGGCGAACCCGAAUUGGAUGAUGAGCUCCACCUAAAUUCCUACUUUACUAUUGAUAAUUGGAACGAUCAGGAAUCGGCCCAAGACUCGUAAACAUUCCACGUAAAGUGAAUGAUAAAUAUAUUGUUGUUGUUCUAUAUUAUGAGAUGAUUCUUACAUACGCUUUUAUUAAAC